GAGUUUUAAAAAAUUGAAGGUCCAAAUUCUAACACGAAUGCAUGCUCCUUGCAUGAUUCAAGAGAGAGACGGCCACGGCUCAAAAUUCCUCUUUCUAAUUUCCACCCGUUCAUGUUUAAUUCUGAUUUUAUUUUUUUUUUAAUACAUAAGGAGCUGCAUGCAGUGGCAGUAAUAAGAAACCAAGCACGAAUCAGGCUCGUUUUUCUGAGUUUCGUUGGGGGAAUCUAACAUGGAAGCUAAGGGUCACCAGCGGUUUUUCAGUGCCCUGACUGAUAUAACAGACGCGGAGUCUGGUGACCCUAAGCGUUUCAUUUCUUCCGGUGAGAUUGAAGAUGAGGAGGAUUCCGACGCCUCUUAUAUUUGUAUAGAGGUUAACCGGUCUAUCUUCAGCCCUCCAGUAAAAGCGCCUUACAUGCUAAGGUCCACCACCAGUGAGAUUGAAGAAGAGGAUGAUUCCGGUCCAUCUCACACAGGUGGUUAUGGUACUCAACAGUCCAUUUCCAGUGGCUCUGAAUACGAGGGGGAGGCCUUCACUGAUGAACAUUCGAACGUGACUGGUGAGGUUCAUCGCUCCAUCUCCAGCGGAACAGAAGAAGAAGAAGAAGAAGAAGAAGAUGCUUCUUACUCAGUUAAAUCUUAUAUCACGGCCAAUUACGAGAUAGAAGAUGCAGAGAGUGCUGAUGAAUUUUCUUCGGUGAACAAUAGCGAAUAUCAAAGCAGCGUGUUCUCGCUGGAUGUUAACCGCGCAACAGAGGACAGCGUGUACGUUGCGGUUGGGAACAGCGAGUCAAGCAUAGAUGCGCUCGCCUGGACGCUCGCCCACUAUGUCAAUCUAUCCACCAAUAUCUAUCUAAUUCAUGUCUUCCCCGAGAUACGCUACAUUCCUUCUCCAUUGGGAUUGUUGCCAAGGGACAACGUGAAACCAUCGAUGGUGCAGAAGUACAUGGCUCAGGAAAGAGAGAAAAGGAGAGCACUCCUGCAAAAGUUUUUGGAUGCCUGCCAUUAUUUCAAGACACAGAAUAAGGUGGAUGCCGUGCUUGUAGAGAGCGACGAGGUUGCGAAGACCAUCCUCAACCUCAUUCCUUUUCUCAACAUCACGAAGCUCGUCCUUGGCUCCUCCAAAACCAAGAAAUUAAAGUUCAGAAAGAACGGGAUAGCUCAUCAGAUAUUUAAAAAUGCACCACUGACAUGUGAGGUGAAGCUUAUAUGCAAAGGAAAUGCAGUGGUGAAUCCCACUUUUGCAACGCCAUCCAUCUCUCCCUCUCCGUCUCAGCGAUCCCUUACGUCUCAGCUAUCUCUGCGAUCCCUCUCCGAUGCUUUCAAAAUCUUCAACAUAAAGGAGACAUGAGAUCGGCCAACGCUAUGUUGCCCCGCAAUGCACCUGUUUCCGCCCUAUGUCCUUUGCUCGUGCAUAGAGAAACAGCCUGCGGGGAUACAGCUUAGUUGGGAGAGCGUCAGACUGAAGAUCUGAAGGUCGCGUGUUUGAUCCACGCUCACCGCAUGGUUUAUAUUUUUCCCUAAACAAAGACUGCCUUUCCAUUCCAUAUUGCAGCUUCUAUGAAAGCCGCUGGUUUAAUGGCAUCCAAAAUAAUCUCAAUCUCAGAGCAGUUAUACGGUCUCUCCUCAUUUUCCUUUUUUUCAUGUUUGUCCUCAUUUUCCUUUUUUUCAUGUUUGUUGUAAAGUAAAUUGGGAUCCUGUAAAUAAAGCACAUAAUUUGUG
Messenger RNA from Rubroshorea leprosula, 1719 nucleotides. Lineage: Eukaryota; Viridiplantae; Streptophyta; Magnoliopsida; Malvales; Dipterocarpaceae. The record is from the annotation of a GenBank genome assembly.